GCCGGCCUGACAUUCCUUUACUUUAACAACAGAGUUGGAUUUAAAGAGGGUUCGGCCGAUUAUCCCUUUCCUCACAUCUCACGGCAAAUCACCGGCGCGUUCCCCGCCCCCCUUUUCCUUCCAGCUGCUCCCCCCCCGGCUCCUUUUUUGUGCUAUGGAAGUUUUCUGCCUGCUCUGAAAGCGCAGCAGCGAAGCGAUCAUGCUGAGGCAGCCGCCCUUCUAUGAACUGGUGAGCUACAGGCAGCCCCCUCCCGCCUUGCUGGCCAAAGCAGCUCCGGAGCGGCCAGACUUUGCUCCAGAGCCUCUCCAUGGACCCGGGAGCGCCAAGGCGACCGCGGCAGGAGCCCCUGCCGGCGGCGUCACGCCCAAGAGUGACCAGAAGAGCGAGCAGCAGCAGCUCCGGAGGAAAAUCAACAGCCGGGAGCGGAAGCGGAUGCAAGAUCUCAACCUGGCGAUGGAUGCGCUGCGGGAGGUGAUCCUGCCCUACUCGGCCGCGCACUGCCAGAGCUCGCCGGGGAGGAAGCUCUCCAAGAUCGCCACGCUGCUCCUGGCCAGGAACUACAUCCUCUUGCUGGGGAGCUCCUUGCAAGAGCUCCGGAGGAUCCUAGGCGAGAUGAGCGGCUCGGGCCCCCGGCUGCUCCUGGCCGGCCUGCCCCUCUUCGCCGCCGCCGCCCCGGGCCCGGUGCUCUUGACGCCGGGGGCCGUGAAUGCCCAUCACCACCACGCUCCGCACCCGGCCAGCAAGUACCUCUCGGUGGCCCUGGAAGAGCAGCAGUGCGGCCAAGUGCACCUGCCCAGCGGCACCAGCCUCUGCACUUGCGCCAUUUGCAAGUUCCCCCACUUCAUCCCGUCGUCCGGCCUCAGUUUAACGGCCGUGCAGGCGCAGUUCUCCAAGUGACUGACCCGGGACUGCGGCGGAGUGGGGGUGGGGGGGGUUAGAGGAGAGGAGAGGCGGAAGAUCGGACCUGGAGGGAGGGGCGAGGACAAGGACACGUGCGCAGCAGGAGCACUAGCGCGAGCGGAGGGGGAGCCUCCUCCUCCGUUUAGUCCUCGCCGGGGUCGGGCGGCGAGAGUGCAGACAGUUCAGCAACGGGAGAGAGGAAUCCCCGGGGUAUCCGGCUCUUUAACAGGACAAGUUGCAUGCAUUUCAGUGUCCUUUCAAAUCAGAUGUGAGAUCGCUUCCGGGGCGCGCGUGUAAGGAGGCGGGAGACAUUGCCAGGGAAAACGAAAAAUAAAGCUGUUGCCCAGAAAACUUGCUUUACAGUUUUAUAAGGGGCAAAAGACCAACCAAAGUUAUGUACCGUGAAUGUUGAGAACUUGUGCGCGUUCACUUUGGAAUAAGCCACGAGGCUUGCUUCCAAAGUGAACGUGCUUAAGGUCGGGCUGCUUGUCCAAUUGACGUAGUGCGCAUGCUCCACAAAAGUCCUUAACUUAAUCAUGCCUCUGCAACUGUAUUUGUCUUCACCCAGUGCAGUAACAAGCGAGUCUUGUCAUUUACCUUGGCAACCCUGAGAUGCCACCCGUUCUCCCUCAUUGCCUAGUAUUUAAUUGUAGAUCGUAUAGUCAUUAGUCGCCACUGAUGUAUUGUUUGAAGAUAAUACCACCACAGUUAUCAUGGGGCAGCCCAAACCUAUCCAUUUUUACUCAGAAGUAAUUGAUUUUAAUGGGACUGACUCCCAAGUAAGUUUGCACAUCAUGGUAGCCCUCAGCACAAUCCUAAACUUGCUUACUCAGAAUGGAGCUUACCGCUUAGUAAGUGUUCCCAGGAUUCCAGUUUUCCAUUACCUAAAAGAUAAUGAUAAAUUUGUAACAUUACCCUGAGCAGAUAAUCCAUAAAGUCUCUAUUUUAAUGGUGAUGAGUGAAACAGGAGAGCCAUUGUCUUGGAAACAGAGAAAAAUUAAUAAAGAAAUGCUUGUAAUUUCAUUUGAUAGUUCCA
Podarcis raffonei (Aeolian wall lizard) is the source of this 1937-nucleotide messenger RNA. It is a transcript of the gene OLIG1, whose product is annotated as oligodendrocyte transcription factor 1. The coding region runs from base 200 to 898 and encodes 232 amino acids. The record is from RefSeq and is a predicted model, not a curated record. Lineage: Eukaryota; Metazoa; Chordata; Lepidosauria; Squamata; Lacertidae. Gene Ontology annotation, molecular function: protein dimerization activity. The transcript has a single exon.